UUAUAGGUGAAAUGUUAUAUGUUAUGUACCUACACUUAGAAGGCUCUGUAAUGUGACACACCUUGAAAUUCUUAGGACCCUCCACAAGAAUGGAGAACAAAGAUGAGGACAUUGCUGUGAUUGGUGUUGGAUGUGAUUUUCCAGGAGGUGAGGGCCUUGACAACUUCUGGAAGGUUCUAGUGGAAGGUAGGAAUUGUGCAGUAGAGAUUCCAGAUGAGAGAUUUGACUGCUCCCAGUGGUAUGAUCCAGAUGAGAACAAACCUGGGAAGACACAGACUAACAGGGCUGCUCUCAUAAAUGGGUUGAAUGAAUUUGACCAGCGAUUCUUUGGCAUCACGGAUGCUGAGGCUGACCAGAUGGAUCCUCAACACAAGUUGCUGCUGCAGUGUUCCUACAGAGCACUGGAGGAUGCUGGGAUUCCCAUGGAAAAGGCCAGUGGCACCAGGACUGGAGUUUUCAUAGGAUUGAUGAACAAAGACUUUGAGCUCAACAGAGUAAAUCACCAUCAUAAUGAAAUCAGUCAUUGGACUGGAACUGGUCUGGCCACAAGCAUAGCAUCCAAUCGUAUCUCCUACACCUUCAACCUCACGGGACCGUCCCUCACACUUGACACUGCCUGUUCCUCAUCCCUUGUGGCCCUUCACCUUGCAUGUCAAAGCAUUAGACAAGGUGAUUGUGAUAUGGCUGUGUGUGGAGGAGUAAGCUGUAUCAUAGAACCAAGAGUUUUUUUGUCUCUCAGCAAAGCCAAGAUGAUCUCACCUGAUGGCACUAGCAAGCCUUUUUCCAGCAGAGCAGAUGGCUAUGGCAGGGGGGAAGGUUGUGGAAUUGUUCUUCUGAAGCCUUUCAAAAAGGCCCUUCAGGACUCUGAUCAUAUCUGGGGUAUUAUCAGCAAAACUGCAGUCAAUCAGGAUGGUCACACUGCUUCUCCGAUGACCAAGCCAUCCAUGAUUCAGCAGAAGGAGCUUCUGAGUAAAAUCUACUCUACAGAGAGUGACCUGACCAGUGUCCAGUACAUAGAGGCUCAUGGGACUGGAACACCAGUAGGUGACCCCAUAGAGGCAGGUAGCAUCUCAAAGGUCAUUGCCAAAGCCAGACCACCAGGGUCAGAGACUCUCAUUAUAGGUUCUGUUAAAGGUAACAUUGGACACACUGAAUCAGCUGCAGGUGUAGCAGGACUGAUAAAGGUUCUACUAAUGAUGAAACAUGAGACAAUUGUGCCCUCAGUUUUCUACUCAGAUGACAGUGCUAGUAUAGAUGCAAAUGCUCUCAAUGUCAGAAUACCCACUAAGGUAGAGAACUGGCCAAGCUCUAACCCAGCUGGAAGGGUGGCAGGAAUAAAUAACUUUGGUUUUGGUGGCACAAAUGCCCAUACAGUUAUCAAGCAGUACAAAAACUCACAAGUUGCAGUAGAUGAAGAUAGGACAUUUCAGAGUCAGCAGUAUUUUGUGCUCUCUGCAGCUUCUGAAAUUUCACUUACAAUGAUGAUCGCGGAUAUGAUUGAUGAGAUCAAAAAGGAAAGUACUGAGAGCUUUCAAAAUCUUGCAUAUACAUCGGCAUGCAGGAGAAGUCAUUCAAAACACAAAUAUAGGAAAGCUUUUCUUGCAUCAUCAUUGGCAAAUCUGAAAGAGCAGUUCCUGUCUGUUCUGACCAAACAUAUGAAGCCAUCCAAGCUAGAUGCCACUUUGGUGUUUGUGUUCUGUGGUAAUGGUGUUACCUACAGAGGCAUGUGCAAACAGCUUAUCAAGCAAGAGCCUAUUUUUAGACAAAAAGUAAAAGAAAUAGAGACUCUUUUACAAAGCUACAGAGAUAUUACCAUUGUCGACAAGCUGGAAAAUGAUACUGAUGAAGGCAAUGAUUUCUCAAGACCAGACAUGGUUCAGCCACUCCUCUUUGCAAUUCAGGUUGCCAUUUUCUGUCUUUUCCACCACUGGGGUGUAAAACCAGAUGCUGUUCUUGGGCAUUCUGUAGGAGAGGUUGCAGCAGCUCAUUGUUCUGGUUUGUUGUCUCUUGAGGAUGCUGUCAAGGUCAUCCAUUACCGUAGUGCACUGCAGAACAAGGUCACUAGCGGGAAGAUGCUGGUUGUUGGGAAUAUGGGUGUCUCAGAGGUCUUAAAACUCUUACCUCCAUACUCAGGGAGGGUUUGUUUGGCUGCUUUCAAUAGCCCGCAGUCUUGUACACUGUCAGGCAAUGGAGAUGCUAUAGACAAACUACAACAGACCCUGGGCAGUUUGGAAGGUAGUGAUGCCCUUUUUCUUCGUGCCUUGGAUGUUUCUACUGCAUAUCACAGUCAUCAUAUGAACCAAAUACUUUCAGAGGUGGAAGACGCCAUACAUCUUCUACCAAAAGAUAGAAAGACAGAGUUGUACUCAACUGUUUCAGGUGCUGCUGUUUCAGAUGGGGAUUUUUGCACUGGUAAAUACUGGGCUCGGAACAUACGUGAGCCUGUAUUAUUUGAAUCAGCGGUGAGGGCAGCAGCUAAAGGCAAGAAGAAUGUGGUCUUUGUGGAGAUAGGACCCAAGCGAGCUUUGCAGAGGAACAUCAUCGAGACGCUGGGUACUGAUGUCACAGUGUUGUCUUCUGUCCAACCAGUCCGAGAUCAUGAGACAAUGCUACAGGCAGUAGGAAACUUGUUUGAGAGAGGGUUUGAUGUAGACUGGAACACAUUUUACAGAGGAUGUGAGACCCCACCAACAAAUCUGCCAAGGUAUCACUUUGAUGUGGUUAAAAAACCUAUUACUUUGGAGGCCAAAGCAAGUGGCAGUACAAGUAAUCAUCCAGUUCUCAUCAAGACAGCAAAACAUGGUGCAGACUUUUGCUGUGAUCUGUCUUCAGACUCAGUGUCUUAUCUACAAGACCAUAAACAUAAUGGGUUGGCCAUUAUCCCUGGUUCAUUUUAUGUUGACCUCGGCUUAUCAUCUUUCAUGGCAAGUGCAAAACCCAGGGUACCGUUGAAUACUCUGGAGCUCAGUAUCAGGUUUCAGAGCCCCUAUUUGGUCAACAAGAACCCAUCAGAAAUGAAAGUAAAACUUGAACCAUGUGAAGAUGGCACCAAGUUUAAAGUUUAUUCUGACACAGCAACCUUUGCAACUGGAGAUAUAUCAUGCAGAAAAGGCAGGGUGGCUGGAGAGCCCUACAUAUCUCUAGAACACGUCUAUGAAAGAUGUACACUUGUGCAGAGCUCUGAUGAAGGAUAUAGGAAACUCCGUCUUGGUGGGUACCAGCAUAGCUCUGUUUUCCGAAAUGAAGGAUACAGCCACUAUGGAGAGGAAUUGAGAGAAGUCGUCACAGUUGUAACUAUCCCUGAACAGCUCCACUCUCAGUUGCAUGACUACUGCAUUCACCCAGUAGUUUUAGACUAUUUUAUGCAACUUCUACCUGUUGCAGUUGGUCCUAGAUAUAUAGCAAGACCUGGAUUUCCAGGAAGCAUUGGCAGUCUGACCAUUUUUGAACCUCUGCAAGAUGAAAUGGUAAUUUAUAUUCGGGCAACAGAGCUUGGAGUUAACCAUUUUGAAAUAUGCGGUUGGUUCACAGACAAACAAGGUAAGGUCUUAGUUGAGAUCAAGCAAGUGGUGGUCAAAUAUCUUGGAAGCCCCUCUGACAUUGUUGAGCAAUAUUUUUACCACAAUAACUUUACUGAAAUUGUUGAGGAACCAAAAUCAGUUGAGGCAAAAAUGACCUUGGUGUUUGCGGAUGAUUUGGGAAUUGCCCAUUCCCUGCAGUCCCAUUUGAGCUGUAAAUUUGUAUAUGUGCCAUUUGUUUAUGGCACGGAAGUGCUGAACAAUGGGUUGCAGGCACUGAUGCAGAAGUUGAGUCUCUCAGAUAAUAUGGAUGACUUUGAGGACAUUUUGUUUAUGUGGGAUGUCACAAAUAUUACCACGUACUCAGUGGAUGCAGUGGUGGAGAGUGGAGUUACCUGCUGUGAGAUUUUUCGUAAAAUCAUUGUAGACCUGAAAGCAAUGAAUACCAUGAAAUCCAUUAGGACAGUGACUCAUGGAUGUGCAGACAGCACAAUCGAUCACGUCAGUCUUGGAUUUGUGCUCUCAGGAAUGACGAGAGCAUGUGCUGCUGAGGUACCAGAUCUCUUGUUUCAGCUAAUUGACAUCAGCUCAGUCUCAUCUGAGAAUAUCAAAGCUCUGGCUCGGGUCUUAAGAUCAUAUCCCUGCAGCAAAUAUCCAGAGCUGUGUAUAAAAGAUGGUCUGGUUUAUGCACCAAAUAUAGUCCACACACACCCUGCAAUUAGUAUGGACCAUCAAGAGGGAAGGGUGCAACGUCUGGAAUCACAGAAUUUCUGUUUAAAGACUGCUGACCCUUAUAAAAUUAUGCAUUUGAAAGCCAGUCUUACUGAUGAUAAGGUCAAUGAGAUUCCAGAGGGACAUGUGGAGGUCCAGCUCAACAAAAUCUGUGUGCAUUCCGCAGAUUACUUUCCAGUGAGCACAUCUGCCCUCAAAUUUGGUGAGACAGUGUACUGGAAUAAAUAUACUAAGCAAGACCACACACUUCUAGCUCUUGACUUUAGUGGCACUAUCACAGCAGUGGGCCAUGGCGUGACCAGACUUAAAGUGGGUGACAUCAUCACAUCCUGUUGUCCUGUGGCAGCUACCUCCAAGGUUGUUUUCUCGGAAAAACUGUGCUACUCAACCAAUGAGGUGUCAUUUUUGAAGGAUAUUCCAUGUAUGUCCUAUUUUGCAAUUGCAUGGAACAUAUUACAUUGUACAUUACCUAAAAAGGAGGGGGAGGGGAGGCUUGGCAUUCUCUCAACUGUUACAGAUUCAAGCUUGAGUAAAGUCCUUGUCCAGACUGGUAACAAAUCAGGAUGGAAUUGCACAAUAGUUACAGAAAUCAAUGGUUGUGGUGCUGAGAUGAAAUUUGAUGCCUGUGUUUUGUUACCUCCAUUUGAUAAAUCAUUGUUGCAGAGUGCUUUCAGAGCUCCUGGUGUGAGACACGUUGUGAUUCUUUGUGACAGCCAGGCUUUAUUUUUUCUCUCUGAGUGUAUUCUUAGAGCUGGUUAUGACAGCAUUUACAUCCACAUACUUCACUUGCCUCAAAUUCUGGUGAAGGGACAACUCACAGAACAUUGUAGUCACAUUGAGAAUUGGCUUAAGGCUUUACACAUUGACAGACAUUUAUUGAAUCUCUCAAGCAUUUGCUUUGAAAGUGUGACCCCUGACAGUAAUGGCAAUCGACAUGCACAAGAAGGUGAAUCCUAUUUCAGCACCAGGACCAUAUCUGUGGUGAAGCUGAAUAAAGAGGGUGAUGACAAGUGUAAACUUACCGAGAUUCCACUGCUACCAAAAGAGUACAGGCUCUUCAACAAAAACUAUGUGUACAUUGUAACUGGUGGUCUCACUGGGCUGGGGUUUGAAACAGUGAAGUUCAUUGCUGAGAGAGGCGGAGGGUACAUUGUCAUUCUCUCCAGGAGGAGCCCCAGCUCUGAGAUGCAACAGGAGAUUGAUGCUGUGAAGCAGCAGUGUGGGGCUUCUAUUGAAGCUUUGCAGUGUGAUGUCUCUGUAACAGAAGAAGUAGAAGAGAUUAUGGGUAUCAUUAGACAGAAUUUUCCUUUCAGACCUAUUAAAGGGGUCUUUCACAGUGCUGUUGUACUUCAUGACGGCAUCCUUGAAUAUCUCAACAGGUCUCUUUAUGAAAAAGUCAUGAAGCCAAAAAUGAACGGAGUACUAAAUUUGCACCAUGCCACCAAACACUGCAACCUAGACUAUUUUGUUUGCUAUUCCUCAGUUGCUUCUUUCAUUGGGAGUCCUUCUCAGUCUAACUAUGCUGCAGCCAACUCAUUCCUGGACAAAUUCUGUCAUUACCGAAGGCGUCUUGGGCUUGCUGCACAGUCCAUCAACUGGGGUGCCCUAAACCUUGGACUGUUGCUAAAUAAAGAUCAUCUGCAGAAAAUCUUAGAGACAAGAGGAAUAAUGCUCCUGGAGUUGAAUGAAAUACAGCAAAGCCUUCAGGAUUGCCUCUUACUGAACAAACCACAGCAGCUUAUUUGUAAGUUUAAUUUCAAAAAUAUUGGAAGUCAUUUUUAUUCACAAAAUGCAUCUCUAGGGUUGCGUUUAGCCCCACUGGUGAAGGAGAAACUUAGGAACAGUAAGGGACCAGACACAGUUUUUGAGCAUGCCCAUCAGUCCCCAAGCGAAUAUGUCAGGACUGUUUUGUCCGAGACACUUGAUGUUAAACCUGAGGAGAUAUCUGAGGACACACUCCUCUCAGCUCUAGGCAUUGAUUCUAUGCUGGCCAUGACUCUUCAGAAUCUAUUCUCCAAGGGUAGAGGUGUGACCAUUCCACUGGUCAAAUUCUUGGACCCAAACAGCACAAUGGGCACUUUGGUGACAAUUCUGAACCAGCUUGCUGACAAAGCUUAAAGUCUUCUUUAUCAAAAUGAUUAUCCUAUUUGAUACACCAUUUAGGAAAUAUGCAGUGGCAAGUUAAGGCGAUCAGUAACAAUUGAAAUAUUUGCAAUGCUUUUGGGACACAUAAUUUAUUUGCAGACCCUCCCUCCCUUCAAAGAGUGAAUGGGGAUGGGGUAUCAAAUACUGUAUAUCACUGACAUAAGUGAAGUGAAGUGACACCCAUGAUAUCAAUAUUGGCAGCAUAAGUGUAGUAAAAUUGGUUAAAGGAGUGAUUUGUAGGAUUGUUACCGAACGUUCUGUAGGCCAAAAUCAAAACACUGGUGAACGUUCUCAAGAC
Alosa alosa (allis shad) is the source of this 6693-nucleotide messenger RNA. Its product is annotated as phthioceranic/hydroxyphthioceranic acid synthase-like. Gene Ontology annotation, molecular function: 3-oxoacyl-[acyl-carrier-protein] synthase activity; fatty acid synthase activity. Gene Ontology annotation, biological process: fatty acid biosynthetic process. The record is from RefSeq and is a predicted model, not a curated record. NCBI's taxonomy places the organism in Eukaryota, Metazoa, Chordata, Actinopteri, Clupeiformes, Clupeidae.